This is a messenger RNA of Leguminivora glycinivorella, 1284 nucleotides long. Its product is annotated as putative odorant receptor 92a. Lineage: Eukaryota; Metazoa; Arthropoda; Insecta; Lepidoptera; Tortricidae. Gene Ontology annotation, molecular function: olfactory receptor activity; odorant binding. The coding region runs from base 1 to 1284 and encodes 427 amino acids. The record is from RefSeq and is a predicted model, not a curated record. Gene Ontology annotation, cellular component: plasma membrane. The transcript has 8 exons. Gene Ontology annotation, biological process: detection of chemical stimulus involved in sensory perception of smell; sensory perception of smell.
AUGAAGUUAAAACAGGUUUAUGAAACUUUGAAAAAAAAGUUUGCUGAUGGUGAAGUCAACUCCCCCCUACAAUAUAAAUACGUGACCCAUCUCGCUCUCAUGAUGAGUUCCAUUGGCUCGUGGCCACAUACGCAGUUCGGCCGCAACAAACUCCAUACUAUACUGUCGUUCUACAACCUCAUACUUCACGGUUUCUGUUUGUUGAUGUUUGUCCUUGGAGUGUUGUACUGGCGGCAGCGACGGGCGACAAUCUCUUUCUUUGAUUCUGGACAUAUAUUUUUGUGUAUGAUUUUUGAUCUUUUGGUUUUGCUAAGAUUACUGGUGGCCAGAACCUUAAAAUAUCAAGAAACAAUUAAAGAAUAUUUGCUGGAGUUUCACCUGUUCUACUUCAAGAAUCGAUCGCCAUACGCUGCGAAGAUACACACGCAAAUCCACACCAUUUCGGGGAUGUUCACAUUCUACGUGAUCUGUCAAAUGGCGAGUGGCGUGGCUUUAUUCGUUCUCAUGCCAUUCUACAACAACUUGAGUAACGGCAUGUUUGGCAAGAAUAGGCCUGAGAACAGUACGUUUGAGAAUUCGGCUUAUUAUUACUUGCCUGAUGCGUGUUAUACUACUUUGAGAGGUUACUGGUUCCUAUUCGCCUUCAACUGUUUCACAUCCUACAUAAUAACCAUCGGUCUCUUCUGCUUCGAUCUCCUUAUCAGUCUGAUGGUGUUCCAAAUUUGGGGCCACCUGGAGAUUUUGAAGAAUAACUUGAUGAAUAUGCCUCUGCCUAAAGAUAGCAAAGACGGCAUGUAUUCGGUGGAGGAGAAUGUUAACAUAAGAGCUUUGUUGAAGGACAUUUGUGUGCAUCAUAAUUUGAUUAUAAAAUUUGUAAACCGAUGUUCUAACGCGUUCAGCGAGUACCUGUUCACUUUCUACCUCUUCAUGCAAUUCAUAACCUGCAUCCUACUUCUGGAAGUAUCCUCGUUCACAGCUGAUGCCAUCGCUAAGUAUGGACCCUUGACUAUCGGCAUGCAUCAGCAGUUGAUACAAGUGUCUAUACUUUUUGAGAUGCUGAAUACAAAGAGUAAUCAAUUGAUGGAAACAAUCUACACCAUUCCUUGGGAACACAUGGACAACAGGAACAGGAAAACGGUGAUGUUCUUGAUACGUCGGAUCCAAGAACCGGUCAGUUUGAAGGCGGGUGGUAUGGUGCCGGUUGGAGUCAACACCAUGUCUGCGGUCCUGAAGGGUUCGGCCACUUAUUACAUGAUGCUGAAGGCUUUUGCUGGUGAACAGUAA